This is a messenger RNA of Acipenser ruthenus (sterlet), 3653 nucleotides long. It is a transcript of the gene cnksr3, whose product is annotated as cnksr family member 3. Gene Ontology annotation, biological process: regulation of signal transduction. The transcript is spliced from 13 exons. Bases 920 to 2572 code for a protein of 550 amino acids. NCBI's taxonomy places the organism in Eukaryota, Metazoa, Chordata, Actinopteri, Acipenseriformes, Acipenseridae. The record is from RefSeq and is a predicted model, not a curated record. Gene Ontology annotation, molecular function: protein binding. Gene Ontology annotation, cellular component: membrane; cytoplasm.
UGUUUUGCAGACUGCACUGUGAAUGCACAUAGAGCCGUGUGUGAAAAGAGCAAUUCAGUUCGGUGAUUGGAUUAACACAAACAACACAAACUCGAUCACACGAAUCAUCCAUGUCAUGCCAGUUUUGAUUACAGCAACAGUAUUUAUUUAUAUAGCGUCACUCAUCAAAGGACCUCAAAGCGCUUUCAUGAGUGGAAUUAAACGCUACAGUUGCGUACUGCUGUGUCGUAUUGUUUGGGGGAAAAUGACAGCCUUUAUAUUCGGCUUUUAAAACAAAACACAAAUAUCUAGAGAGAACAAAACUUAUAUUUUAUUUAUAAUAGACAGGCGUACCUGUUGGAGAAUGGGGCAUUAAUAGGACUAAUACAAUGAAAACUGCAGCUACACUUUUACAAAGCAUUUUAAUAAAGCGUGGAGGCUGUUGUGGAGUUUAGCGUUCUUGGCAACUUUAUACACAAGUCUACAAUAGACUUCUAAACGCACCAAGGGACGCAAGUUAUACUUGUAUUUCUGUCUGCUCAUAAACAAAGGGGGAAAAAGUAUUGGAGCAAAGGAAAUAGCCGCCUCCCCUUUAAGCAUUUUGAGCCGCAUGAGGUGGAGAAACAGCUGAAAAUGCAACCUGAUCCUGUGGGAGUUCCCUUUCUCUUAAUAACAUCGCUAUCCCUCCUCUGCUCUCAUGCAAACAUACCACGGUGCAAGAGAGUGAGUGAGUGAAUGAGGGAGUACCGGGGAGACUUUCACUGUGAAACGGACUUCGAAAACAAAGUAGAGUUUUUAAAUGUGUGGAAACUCGAACCAAACUGGAAUUUGACAACUUGGCUACCGACAGCAAGUGCUGUAAUAUCGAGCUCCAUUGCAGGAUUGCAGCGUUUGUCACUGCUGGUGAUUGGAGAUCGUGUGAACACAUUACUCAUUAGCCAUGGAUCCAAUAACAAAGUGGACCCCUAAACACGUUGUGGACUGGAUGAAAGGUCUGGAUGACUCCCUUCAGCAAUACGUUUGUAGCUUUGAACGAGAGAAGAUAAACGGCGAGCAGCUGUUGAAGAUUUCUCACCAGGAUCUGGAGGAGCUGGGAGUUGCACGGAUUGGGCACCAGGAGCUCGUACUGGAAUCAGUGGAUCUGCUCUGUGCUCUGAAUUAUGGCCUUGAAACUGACAACCUGAAGAGUUUAGUUGUGAAGAUGCGAGCCUCGAUAGGCAACCUCCAGAACUCAAUAGCCAGCAGGAGGAACAAUCCCUCGUAUGAUGGAGGCACAUCUCGCAAGCCUACCAAUGACUUCCUGACCUCUGUGGUUGAACUUAUAGGCCCUGCUAAGGCCUUGCUUGCGUGGCUGGACAGGACACCCCUGACUGGGAUCAGCGAUUUCUCAUCAACAAAGAACAAAAUCAUUCAGCUGUGCCUGGAUCUCACAACCACAGUUCAACAGGAUUGCACAGUGUUUGAAAUGGAGGAGAAAAUCCUUGAAGUCUCCAAGAUUUUGAAUGGGAUUUGUGACCAGACGAUGAGGACCACCUCGGACCCUUUAAAGAGUCUGUGCACAUGUGUGGAGGAGGUGCAGCUCACACACAUCACAGCCGGGGAAGGGCUGGGCAUGUAUAUCAAAUCAACCUAUGAUGGUCUGCAUGUCAUCACUGGAACCACUGAAAAUUCUCCUGCUGACAGAACACACAAGAUCCAUGCUGGGGAUGAGGUGAUACAAGUCAAUCACCAGACUGUGGUUGGCUGGCAGUUAAAGAACCUCGUUGGCAAGCUCCGUGAAGAUCCUUCUGGUGUUGUGCUUCUCCUGAAGAAAAGACCCACGGGCAGCUCCAACUUUACCCCUGCGCCGCUGAAAAACAUGCGCUGGAAGCCUCCUCUCGCACAGACCAGUCCUUCUCAAAGCUCAGCUCAGUCCCCGAGCAGCACAAUGGACACCUCCAUGAAGAAAGAGAAGCCAGCUAUUCUGGAUCUCUACAUCCCUCCACCGCCUGCUGUUCCAUACACCCCACGAGAUGGGAAAGGUAGUCUUCACUUCUCUGGAGUGUAUAAGAGUCCUUUAAAGCCAAAAGGCUUGGAGUCUCCCAAUUCCUUUCUGGAUCAAGAAAGCAGACGCCGGUUCACCAUCGCUGAUUACGACCACCUGGGCGUCUCCCCUAUCGAAGCAAGCUUGCUGCCCACAAAGAUGAGGGGAAGAAGCCAGUGCCACGGAAAGCCUCGUCCUCUCUCAAUGCCUGUUGAUGGGAGCCGGUUGGGGGCGGUGGAUUCUUGUUCAAAGCCAUGGACACAACGAAGAAAAGGAGAGGACGUCUUGUACAGAAACAUGAGCAACGAGCGGAUCCCAACGAUUAUUGAAGAAAGCCCCUCCAUGCAGCAGCUCCACAGAUCUGUGACUGAAAGGAAUUUCAUGCGAGGCGUGGAUCACAUCAGAGGCAGCAGAUACUUUGUGAAUGCAGACCUGCACAGCAGCGCCACCAUCCCCUACCAGGAAGAGACAGCCCGAAAGACUCCCGUCACCCCUCCCACAAAAACCACGGCCGCAGAGCCCUCGCUACUGGUCAGUUGGAUCACAAGGCUUAAGCUAUUGACGCAGUGAUUGUGUGGCUUGUGGGACCUCCCUUUCAGUCUCCAAGCUCCUUUGUUCUCCUGUCCCAGUUGUCUUUCUGCACCUUCAGUAUUAAGCUAUUGUGCUGCUGGGGGGGAGGGAGGGGGAUGUGGUCUUCCCAGCAAGGCUGUUGUUGCUUCAACAAGUGUCUUGCUUUUGACUGGCUGCCAGUGCAUUGCACAUGUUUUCACAGGUGAACUAAUUCUGAUCCAGGACUCAACAGUUUUGGUUACUGAAGUUAGCUUUCUGGUGUAUACUUAUUAACCUAAUAAAAACUGUCAGAAGCCUUAUUGUACAGCUGUGUUGAUUUUCACUUGCCAAAGUGUUGAAAGGGUUCGUUACAUUUCAGUCGGUAGUUUGAUAGGAUAGCAGUACAGAUUUUUUUUUUUAUCCGUAAAAUGUCACUUUAGCAGUUCUAAUUUUGUAUUUAACAUGUUAAAAAAAAAAAUGUUUUCAAACUACUUUUCUAUAUUUAAAUAUAGUUCUAUGUUUUUUGUUCUGUAUUUGUGUGAGGUUUUUUUGUGGGUUUUUUGUGUUUUUUUUUUGUUUUUUUUUAAAUGCUCAAACAGCCAAUUGUUGCCUCUAGCACUAUGCAUUAAGGAAAACAUUACUGUUACAUUAAUCAUUUCAUUAGCAACUGUCUUUCACCUUUGAUCCACUAAAUUUGGGAUUACAGAUAUUACCACUUUUUAUAAUAUGGGUUUCCAUCUAAACACUGUUUGAGAGAUGACUUCUGGACCACAAGCACUGCCUCCACUAUAAAUACAGCCCCUGUCGCUGCACAGUGUUCAGAGCAAGUGUACUGCCAAUGGUCUUAACCACACUAAAGAGACUGGGGGUGCCGCAGUUGGGUUUGUUCGAUUGGACGUUUAUUUAUGUGCCUUGUUAACCUCCGGGUGAUCAUCAUCACAACAUUACCAAGGGAAAGAAAUAAUUGUCUUCGAAGAUAUAUUCAAAUUUGAAAUGGUAUUGCAAUCUUGCUGUUAGAAACUGUAUUCUGUUGAUACGUGAGAUGUACCUGAGCUCCUUUUGUAACAAAGCUGAAAAUAGUGUUUAUUAAAGGCCCACUUGA